This is a messenger RNA of Medioppia subpectinata, 1665 nucleotides long. The record is from the annotation of a GenBank genome assembly. Lineage: Eukaryota; Metazoa; Arthropoda; Arachnida; Sarcoptiformes; Oppiidae.
AUGAAAUUAGAUUGGGAUCUUUCGUGGAAUAGCAAAAAGAUUCCCGAUUUUACCCUAUGUUUUGAGGACACAAUAUUGGUAUGGAUUCCAUGUCUUGUAUUCUUCAUACUAUCCUUUUGUGAGAGUUUGAGGACAUUCUUCAAGAAAGACAGGGAGAAGACAGCUCUUCCGUGGGCUGUCAAAGACUUAAUCAAAAUUAUUUUAGCCCUAAUCUUAUUUGUAAAAAGAUGUCCCAAAAAAUAUGUGUCAUUUCUAUCGCAAAUCACAUUCAAUUGGUUUAAUGAACUCAUUUUCAAGGGAUACCGAAAACCAUUGACAUCUGAAGACAUGUGGUAUUUAGACAAUCACAACACCACUGAUUAUAUUUACACAAAAUUUAGCAAAAUUUGGUUACAAUUAACGAAAAAGCAAAUAAAGAGUAAAAUAUUAAAAGAAAAUCAAAAGCAAUUUUACAUGAAUAUUAUAAACCCACUUUUGAAAUGUUUUUGGAUGCAAUUAUUAACUGUCAGUGCAUUUAAACUGAUCUCUAGUUGUUUGGCAUUCAUUAGCCCUAUAGUACUCGAUAGACUCAUUACAUUCAUGAGUCCCUCUAAUGCUGAGCCCCAGUGGAGGGGUUUAUUCUACGCCUCCCUUAUGUUUAUUGCCCCUCUGUUUGAGUCCUUAUUUAACAGUCAAUACGAAUAUCGGGUUAAUGUAAUGGCAAUGAGAAUCAGAGCAACACUCAUGUCAUGUAUCUAUAAAAAGAGUUUAAAGUUAUCAAGUUUUGGUCGAAAGGAUUUCACUCUGGGUGAAAUAUAUAUAAUAGACUUCAUUUUAAAUGCAACCAUCAUAUUGUCGUCACCCUUUCAGAUCACAAUAGCUAUGAUCCUAUUGUGGCAACAAUUAGGUGUCGCAACUCUCGCCGGUCUCGCAUUUCUGGUCAUUUUAAUGCCAUUCAACGGAUAUAUGGCUAAUAAAGUAAGAAAAUACCAAAUGAUGCAGAUGCAAAUUAAGGAUCAUAGGGUGAACAUAUUAAGUGAAAUACUGAACGGUAUUAGAGUAUUGAAAUUGUAUGCCUGGGAACAGGCAUUCAGUGAUCAAGUGCUGAAAGCCCGGGACCAGGAGGUGAAUGCACUGAAUAAAAUGGCCGUAUAUGAGAGCGCCAUAACAUUUAUGUUUUUAUCAUCUCACAUGUUUAUGUGUUUAAUCAGUUUUAUGGCAUUUGUAUUAAUCUCUCCAAAUAAUAUUCUGGACGCAAACAAAGCGUUUGUUUCCCUGACUUUGUUUAAUUUAAUGAGAUUAGCACUCGGACGUAGUUCUGAAUUAUUAUCAAAAGGUGGACAGUGUUUGGUAUCCCUUAACAGAAUCAAUAAAUUCAUUAACGCUAAGGAAAUUAAUGAAAACACCGUUUUUAAAGAUAAACACGAAACUCCUUUAAUAUCAAUAAAAAACGCGACAUUUUCUUGGAAUAAAGAUAUUCCUCCGGUUCUGAAGAAUAUAUCGCUGGAAGUGUUUGAACCGAAAUUAGUGGCUGUCGUGGGUUUAGUGGGCGCCGGGAAGUCAUCACUUUUAUCGGCACUUUUGGGUGAAUUGGAAAUUCUUGAGGGAAAGGCUUGUGUUAAGGGAAGUGUCGCUUAUGUACCACAAGAGGCAUGGAUUCAGAAUAAGACACUCAAAGAGAAUAUU